Molecule: messenger RNA, 492 nt
Organism: Symbiodinium necroappetens
Lineage: Eukaryota; Dinophyceae; Suessiales; Symbiodiniaceae
Source: the annotation of a GenBank genome assembly
AUGCUGGAGCCCCUUGACAAGCUCGACUACAACAUUUCGGAGGCCCAAUACGCAGAUUUCCAGGUCAACGAUCCCUUUGCGAAGGCUUUCAACGCCCAAGCAGACGUUAUUCAUCAGCACAUCAAGGCGGUUCUGAACUCCUCGUCCGCGGAGGAAAUCAUGCAGCAAAUGGCUGAGCAGACAUGUCGCAGGAUCGAGAAGGCUGCCCUUUCGAAGCACUUCAGCUUGUUCGGCGCUUUGCAGUUUGAAAGUGAUGUCAGAGCGAUCUGUUCUUUCUUUACAAGUGUCAGCGAGCAGGCUUUGAGGCACAAGUUCGCGAGGCUUUUCGAAAUGUCCAGCUUGCUGAACUUGGAGAGCUUGGACGAGCUUCGUGAGCUGUGCAGUGAGUUAAGGACCUGGCGGCUUACACCCGACGAGAUGCAGAAACUGCUGCAAUCACGGUCCGACUUCGAAGCCACGGAGGAUCAGAUCAACUACCUGCUGCCGAAGUGA